AAAAAAUUUGAAAACAGUCGAUCUUUAAAUCGUACGCUGUCGAAUAAAUCUUAAUUCACCAAAGAUACGCAAAUGAUAAAAUUGUAGCACUGCUUCUUAUUGAUUUAAAAAUCAAGUUAUCCACAAGAGAUACCUAAUGUAAAAACAGAUUCUCAAUCAUUUUGGAUGACGGCAUUUAUUAUAAGACACUUGCUUUUCUACUCAUGUUAAUGCAAUGAAUAGAUGCUCAGAUAUGGAUGCCAAAUAAACAUUGUUUGAUCAAUAACAAAACUCCUUGGAUACGAUUUGAAAUAUUGCAAAGUGACUAUCAACCUACAGUAGUUACAGAUAUCUUUUGGUUUUCCUCUUUCCCUACUCUUGAAUUGUGUGAGACUCAGUCACUCGUAUUAAAUCUUUUGUUAAAGAAACAUGAGCUUGUAUCUAUACAUUCGGCCAAAAGUUAAUGGAUGUUUAUUCUUCAGUCAGAUAAUCUGUCGAUGACAUAAGUGUCAAAAGUUUCUGUCAAUGACGUUUCAACUUGACAACCACUCGUGCCUUUAACCAAACAUGUAUCCAAAUUUAUUCAAAAAAUUUGAACCAAUAGAAAAAUACAAUGAUCAGUCUAAGGGCGACAAUACCUCAUCAUCAACAUCUCUGUCGAGUAAUCCCUCAACAACCACCAGCGAAGGUUCAUUCUUCCCACAAGAAUCUACUCAAGAGAAUAAGACUUCGACUGCCACUAGAGUUCCUAAUUGUAGUUCAAAUCUUAAGAUACCAUCUCCACGGUGUUCAUCAUUACAAUACCCAUCGAAUCCGAGAAGUGUGGAUUCAUCACCUUUGAAGUCCUCUGGUAUGUACGUUAAACGACUUCCUGAGAGACUUCAACGCCUGCAAGAUGAAAAAAAGUGUCCAGAAUUGUCUGUGCAGACAUUUUUCGAUUUUAUGCGCACUGCCUAUCAAGUUAAUGAUAGUUUUGAAGAGCUUGCAACUACCUUGUCCACCAAGAGUGAAAUCGAUUGGACCAAAUUAGCAAAAACAGACCUAAUUUCACAAACACUUAUCUCAGAUGAAGAAAAUGUAACCGCAGAGGUAGAUAGAGAAAUUGCUGCUUUAAAUAUAACAGGGGAAAAAUCCACAGCAACUGAAGAGAUUAAAUUUAUAGAAUUCAAGAAUCCAGAUAAUGAUAUCGGAACAACAAUCAUCGAAACAAGUAAAAUCGCAAAUGCUGAGAACGAGCAUCGAGAAUCCCCAUGUAAUAUCGCAUCUAACGCGAAAUACCGCAGGCAUAGUUUGAGGAAACAUAAUUUGCAAAAGGCAGGAAUACAGUUGCUUUCAACAAACGAAGAACCACCACUAUCUACUAUCCACUAUCCAGACAAACAUCGAUUGCAUAUUCAGAAAAAUGACGCUAAAAAGAAUGAAGCAUCCAAUGAUCAACAGAAUCAACCUUUGUUGUCAACCACAAAAAAAAACAAAAUUCUCAUGGCAGAAACAUUCACAGAACAAAAAGAACAAUUGCUUGCAAAGAUCAUGAAGAGAAAACUAGGUGAUAUCCUCCAUGAGGGGAUUCUAGAUUCAGUGUUGCCUUAUAUGCUUCCUAAACCAGUUUUUUCACAACCUGUAAUAAAGAAAUCCAUCACAAAUAUGGAAAUAAAAAAAACAGCUGCAUCAGCGAUCAAUAUCGACAGCCGAAUAACAUCCACGAUUAUUAAAGACAAAGACAAAGAAAAAAACAAAUAUCGCAGAAGGUCCUUUGACAAUGAGGUUGAAAUCCAUGUUUGUGAUGAAGCUAAGAAUAUAAAAAAGGACUUUCGAUGUCCGCAAAAAUUACUGGUCCAGAAAAUGUGCUACUUCGCAGAUGUGACUGCUGGUCAAAAGCUCGAAGAGAUGGACAUUUCAGUUCAUUGUGAUAUUGUUAUUUUCGACUGGCUCAUGCGUUGGGUCAAAAAAGACAUAAUAAAGAAGUCUGAGUGGCCUGUUUUUGAAGCCAAUAAUGUAAUCCCAAUAAUGGUAUCUGCAUCAUUUCUCCAGAUGGAACCACUCCUCGAAGAUUGUCUUAUUUACUGUCAUAAUAACUUGUCUGAAGUACUCAAAACUUCAGCAAUCUUAACAUGCUUAAACGACAAUCUCUUGACAAGAUUGGCGACAUUAUUCACAAACGUGGAUGUUGAGUUAUUAAAAGAUAAAAAGGAUAAGAUUCAGAGCCGACUAUUUUGUAAACUGAUAGUGUCACUCGCUGAUAGCACGCCUGAUGAAAAACGUGGACACUACAGUUCUCUAGCAACCUUAUUUAAAUGUGGAAAAUGCGGAAAAAAUGUGGUCAGGUCAAUAUCUGAUUCUAUACCUUGUGUUCCAAGUGCCAUGAGAAUUGACACAAAGGGGAACAUCCACAGCAUGCAUACCAGAGAUAUAUCAUGGACAUUAAAUGAUUACAUCAUUGCACUUCGAACAGAACUUCGAUCUUGGAGAAGAGUCUAUUGGAGACUCUGGGGAGACUGUCACUUCCUUAUGUGUAGACAGUGUGGAAUUUAUUUUCCGAUUCAUCAAAUGGACUGGUGCUGCUAUCAUCCAGAAAUUCCACAAUUCUUUGCCAAUGAGCAGCAAAGAUCCUCCCCAUUUCCACUUGGCAGAUAUCCAUGCUGUAGUCAACGAGCAUAUAGGUUCGAGACACUUCCCAGUCAGGAGGGUUGUCGAUUUAAGGAACAUAUUCCAGCUGUAGUAACUGAUUUAGAUGAAACUACUCUAAAUAUCUUCACAGCGCAUCGAGAUAUAAUUGCACUGGAACCACCGCAGCUCUUUUUCCCAGAAAAAAUAACCAGAUUGGUUGCCAGGGACCCAAACUUGGAACCUGGAAAACUUGCCUGUAAGGAGACUAUGUGGUGGGAUGGUGUGGAGCUUGUACCGCCAAGAUCCAAGCUAGGUCUUCUUGGAAAGAUUUGGGGUGGUUCAGGAGUACGCCAAGUAUGCCAGACAACAGAUUCAAUAAAAUCAUCACGUAAGAUGCGACGGCAGGCUUCACAAAUGACAGAUACUUCGUCUCCUGGUUCUUCACUUGCAGGUAGUGAUGAUGACGAUGGUGCCACAGCCUGUGGUGAGAGCAGUGCUGAUGAUGAUACUGAUAACAGUGAAGAAUCACAUGCGUGGCCACCACUCAGGCAGGUCAGAAAAUUUAAACGGAAGACGAGGUAUUAUGCUGCAAAAAGAAGCGAUGGUGGAAGAUCUUGGAGUGCAAAUUUGACAGUUAGAUACAACCAAGAUAAUCAGAGGGACUUUGAAGAACGAGCAGCGCUUCAAAUGGCAGCUUUACUGACAAAACGUACAGCAGCAGAAUGUAGUAUGCUCCCUCGGACCCAUAAUCACAAUAGGCAGCAUGCUCAUGGUUUCAACCUUGCUCAACCAAUAGGAGGAACCUAUGUGAGAUUAGAGGCGGAAUUUCGUGAACAAUUAGCUCAAACAUAUAAAUGCAAGGGCUCAUCACAGGUAAAAGGAUCGGCUCGUGUUAAGUCCUCCAAAAUACCGCAGUGAAUUCAUGCAUAAGGUUCACCGCUAUACAUUGCUCACGUAUUUUAUCAAAGUGACCAGUACAUCAUAUAGAGUAUUCUAUAAAUAAGUUGUCACUUUUAUAUUCACACUUAUUGAACUGCUCACCUCCCUCUCACAAUGCAAACUUUAUGCUCUCUGACAGGUGUUAGAGUAGUAUUAGAUCAUUAGAAUAAAAAUUAUAGACAUUGUAUUGCAUUGUAGAUGUUCAGAGAUUAGUUGACCAAAUUAGCCCCAUCUAAUUUUAUAUUACCUAGUUCAACCAAAACAUUUUAAAGGGAAUAAAAGAAAACUUACAAACUUGGACAGAAUUUGAACGCUGUAAGCUUGUUGAAUCAUAAUCAGUCACAAAAUCUGACCACUUUCUACACAGAACUGAUUAAUUAAAUACAAUCUUCAGUCAACAAAUAGAUGAAGGAUACGGAUCGUAGGAUUGAAGAAAAUUUUGGAACAAAUCUGCAUAUUUUUGUGAGUUUGGUAGUAAUUAAAACCAAGUACCCGCCAGUCGAGUAUCCCUGGUUCCAAUCGCAACCAUUUUAAUUUACAAUUUAUUGCAGCUAAAGACAAUAGUUACACAACAGCGUAAUUUUCAUGUAUGGAUCGUAAAUUUCUUACCACUUCACGGGUUCCUGGUGUGAAUAUCUUUAUACAAUUUAUCAUUGAGCUUAGAAAGUACUAGACACGUGGGCUUCCGGUGGGCUAAAUUUUUUCCAUAAUCUUAAAUAAUAUUUCGAUUCUUAUAGUUAAUUUUUCAAAAACUACUACCGAUCGAUCGCAACCAGCCAUGCCCAUGGGUCUCAUAUGGGAAGUAGUCAAAAGUCAACUAAUAAAGACAUGCAGUCUUGUGGAUGCUAGAAGGCAGCCAAACAUAAGACAUUCUGGAUUA
Messenger RNA from Athalia rosae (coleseed sawfly), 4405 nucleotides. RefSeq names its product SANT and BTB domain regulator of class switch recombination. The coding region runs from base 547 to 3504 and encodes 985 amino acids. NCBI's taxonomy places the organism in Eukaryota, Metazoa, Arthropoda, Insecta, Hymenoptera, Athaliidae. The transcript has 9 exons. The record is from RefSeq and is a predicted model, not a curated record.